CAGCAUCAGCAGGAACAACAGCAAUCGCUUUAGACACACCCCAAACCAUAAUAUAUUUAGAGACAAAAACAGGACAUGCUGAAAGCGGUGACAACAGCCAUGGCUGAGCCCAUGCCGGGUAGCAUUUUGGAAAUAGAACUGCCGGAACUGCCAGCCAUUCUGCUCAACGAGAGCCUCUUCAUCGAGCUGAAUGGCAAUCUCAGUCAGCUGGAGGAGGAGGACACGACCAUCGGCAAUCUCAGCAUUUGGAAUCGCACCGAAAUCGGCAAUGGCAGCACUAGAUUAUCCCUGGACCUGGACGAGGAGCAGCGAGCCGAAAUGGAGUUCUGGCUGCUGGUCAAAAUGAUCGCCAUGGCCGUUGUCCUGGGCCUUAUGAUACUCGUAACCAUCAUAGGCAAUGUCUUUGUAAUUGCCGCCAUUAUACUGGAAAGGAACUUGCAGAAUGUGGCCAAUUAUUUGGUGGCAUCUCUGGCAGUGGCUGAUUUAUUUGUAGCCUGUCUGGUGAUGCCGCUGGGAGCGGUCUAUGAGAUAAGUAAUGGAUGGAUAUUGGGACCGGAACUGUGCGACAUCUGGACAUCUUGCGAUGUCCUUUGCUGCACAGCAUCCAUACUGCAUUUGGUGGCCAUUGCAUCGGACAGAUAUUGGACGGUGACCAACAUUGACUAUAACAAUCUGAGGACACCGCGUCGCGUUUUUCUCAUGAUAUUCUGCGUUUGGUUUGCCGCUUUGAUUGUCUCCCUGGCACCGCAAUUUGGCUGGAAGGAUCCGGAUUACAUGAAGCGCAUCGAGGAGCAGCAUUGCAUGGUGUCACAGGAUGUGGCCUAUCAGAUUUUUGCCACCUGUUGCACUUUUUAUGUGCCCCUUCUGGUGAUUUUGUUUUUGUAUUGGAAAAUCUACAUAAUUGCCAGGAAGCGCAUCCAACGACGCGCCCAAAAGUCCUUCAAUGUGACACUUACCGAGACGGACUGCGAUUCCACGGUGCGGGAGAUGAAGAAGGAGCGUGGCAAACGGCGGGCGGAGAGAAAGCGUUUGGAGGCCGGCGAUCGUACUCCAAAUGAGGGUGAAACCGAAUCUCAGCUGCAGCGGAGACCCCGGAAAAGAAUGAGGAUCUGCUUUGGUCGCAACACCAAUACGGCGGCAAUCUGUGCGGGAUCUGAGGGUGCGGUGGCCAGAUCAGUGGCCGCCAUAGCCGUGGACUUUGCCAGCUUGGCCAUAACCCGCGAGGAGACAGAGUUUAGUACCAGUAACUACGACAACAAAAGCCAUGCGGGCACUGAGCUAACCACGGUUUCUAGUGAUGCCGAAGAUUACCGGACCAGCAACGCAAAUGAAAUCAUCACGCUGUCACAGCAGGUGGCCCAUGCCACCCAGCACCAUCUGAUAGCCUCACAUCUGAAUGCCAUAACGCCACUGGCCCAGUCCAUCGCCAUGGGCGGUGCCGGCUGCCUGACAACGACUGCGACGGAAGGUGGAGGCUCCGAGGGUGGCGGAAUGGAGGGCAGCAGUCCCUCCAGCAAGAAUCCAGGAGUGGGCAUUGGCGGUGUACUGGCCAGCAUUGCCAAUCCGCACCAGAAGCUGGCCAAGCGGCGACAACUGCUGGAGGCGAAGCGGGAGAGGAAGGCGGCCCAGACACUGGCCAUCAUCACCGGCGCCUUCGUCAUCUGCUGGCUGCCCUUCUUCGUGAUGGCGCUGACAAUGAGCCUGUGCAAGGAGUGCGAGAUCCACACGGCGGUGGCCUCGCUAUUUCUCUGGCUGGGCUACUUCAACUCCACCCUCAAUCCGGUCAUCUACACCAUCUUCAAUCCCGAGUUCCGGCGGGCCUUCAAGAGGAUUCUCUUCGGCCGAAAGCAUGCGGCUAGAGCCCGCAGUGCAAAAAUUUGAUUUCAACUAAAGGAUAACGAGGACCAGUAUCUGUAACCAAGGUCGGCAAUAUGCUAUGGAAUUGGCAUUGUAUUAUGUGUAACUAGCAAGUAGAGGCGAUGUUUUUAGCAGUGACAAUCCUAACUAGCCUGUAACUAACUAACUUGAAGAAAAUCCUCAACCACACACACGUGCCCCCCCAAAAACAAAAAACAAAAAAAGACAACAAGUUCGGUUAGCCGAAGAUAAAAUCAAAUAUUGUAACCGGAAACCGAAAUCGAAACCGAAACCAAUCGAGCAAAGUUUUUUAAACGCUUCGUAGCCGAUACUCAUUAGCCUAAGUUAUGUGUACGUGUAGUUUAUAUAACAUAAAUAUUUCUAAAGUCUUCCCUGUGUCUUAAAGAAAUCCAAGAGAAAGAGUAGAAGAACCCUAGAGUCCUAAGUAGGUUGGUGAUGGCAGAUCGAACAGAUAUAUAUAUAGAUAUAGGCUGGGUCCAAAGAACUUCUUACGCUUUCAUGCAUUCUGUGUUAGUUGAACUUGUGUAUGUGUUUUUUUAGUUGUAGUCUUAAGCCAGGCAGUUAUGCUCAAUUAUUUCAAUUGAAUGUUUAAGUCAAUAUCAAAUUGUAACGAAUUUACACCCAUAAAAAAAAUAUGUACAGAGCCCCCAUAAAAAUUAAGUAGAACUCGAA
This is a messenger RNA of Drosophila kikkawai, 2550 nucleotides long. It is a transcript of the gene 5-HT1B, whose product is annotated as 5-hydroxytryptamine (serotonin) receptor 1B. Gene Ontology annotation, molecular function: G protein-coupled receptor activity. The record is from RefSeq and is a predicted model, not a curated record. Gene Ontology annotation, cellular component: plasma membrane. Gene Ontology annotation, biological process: adenylate cyclase-activating adrenergic receptor signaling pathway. Lineage: Eukaryota; Metazoa; Arthropoda; Insecta; Diptera; Drosophilidae.